Drosophila ananassae is the source of this 1474-nucleotide messenger RNA. Its product is annotated as proton-coupled amino acid transporter-like protein CG1139. The transcript is spliced from 7 exons. Lineage: Eukaryota; Metazoa; Arthropoda; Insecta; Diptera; Drosophilidae. The record is from RefSeq and is a predicted model, not a curated record. Gene Ontology annotation, cellular component: vacuolar membrane. Gene Ontology annotation, molecular function: amino acid transmembrane transporter activity. Gene Ontology annotation, biological process: amino acid transmembrane transport. Bases 107 to 1474 code for a protein of 455 amino acids.
GUGAUCCACAUUUGCAUAAUUGCAGACCAAAGUCGGCGUUGAUUUCCCCUCUCGAAAAAAGAAACAGAAAUUAUUCCCUUUCCAGGGAUUCAAUUUUCUUUAAAAGAUGCCAAGAAUCAAGAGUAAGUACCGGUGUCCGGAGCAGGAGUUAUCCUUCCAAAGGCGACUCCUGGGUGGAGUCGAAAGGAGUUUCAGACCAGCUGUGGCAUACAUUAAUUAUCCAGACAAUCCCAUGUCAAACUCGGAAGUUUUUAUAAAUGUGAUAAAAUGUGCCUUUGGCACAGGUUGCUUGGCCAUGCCUCGUGCCUUUCACAAUACUGGUUGGCUUACUGGCCUAGUCAGCACAUUUCUAGUCAGUUUUCUGGUAGUCUAUGCCAUGAAUGUCUUGCUUCAGCAUAUUCAUCAUCUGGGUAAGAUCCAUGGCAACCCCCAUCUAAGUUACCGAAAAACCAUGGAAUUCGCCCUAAGCCAAGGACCUCGGUGUCUGCACUUCGCGGCCAAGCCUUUGGGAUACUUAGUCGACAUCCUUUUGGGAACCUAUCACUUUGGCGUUCUCUGUGUAUAUGUUAUUUUUGUGGCCAAGAGCAUGAAGUAUUUACUGGAUCUGCAUUUUUGGUUUUUGGAUGAAAGGCUAUACAUGGCUCUUCUGACCUUUCCGUUGGUGCUGACAUUCUUGGUUCCCAACCUCAAGUACUUGGUUCCAUUCGCCUUGAUAGCCAAUAUUCUGAUAUUCUUUGGGUUUUCCAUAAUUGUAUGUUACCUUGUCAGAGAUCUUCCAAGCUUUGAAGACAUCCCUGCUACUCGGCCCCUGAAAACCUGGCCAUUAUUUUUUGGCACUGUUCUUUUUGCCAUCGAAUCUGUGGGAGUGAUCCUUGCCUUGGAGCGUAACAUGCGAACUCCUGAGCGCUAUCUGGGUCCUUGUGGCAUCCUUAAUCAAGCCAUGGCUUUCGUUAUCUUUUUCUAUGCAGCCUUUGGCUUCCUGGGCUAUUGGCGGUUUGGUCAGAACACCUCCAAUUCCAUAUUACAAGAUCUACCCGCCAGCGAUACCCUUAUCCAGAUGGUCUUGGCCAUGUUUGCUCUGGGAAUAUUCUUCAGCUACGCGUUGCAGGGCUCCGUGACUGUGGACAUCAUUUGGAAGGGCUAUUUAGAGCCAAACUUGGAGGAAGGUUCCGGCAGGAUUACCGAAAUGCUUGUGCGGAUCGCCCUGGUCAUUGCCUCGGUGCUGGUGGCCAUUGAGUAUCCGGAUUUUGGAUUGAUUCUCUCUCUAACCGGAUCCUUUUGCCUGGCACAAUUGGGUCUAAUCUUUCCCGGAAUCGUGGACUUCUGCGUCUGCUAUGUCGAAGGAUAUGGGCCUGGCUAUAUCUUGCUCUUUCGGGCGUUAACGUUUAUAUUCAUGGGUCUCGCAGGCGGUGUGGCCGGUACAGUAGUCACUCUACAAGUCCUGAAUCAACGGUUUCCCUUUUUACGGUUUUAG